AUGUCAACGCUAUGCACAGUUGGUACAUCAACCGGUGGAACUCUUUCAUUCAGUGUUGUCCCCAUGGCCAUUCAUGAAAUGGGGGAUGGAUAUAGUUGGCUCGCUGCUAUCGGGUCCCAAAAAGUACGUGAAGUGGUCGACUUCCUAUGGGACCACAUCAUCUGCCGAUUUGGAAUACUGAAGGAGAUUUCCUGCAAUAAUGGACCACAGUUCAUAGGCUCAAAGGUCACAAAAGUUUUGGAAGAUUUGAAAAUCAAGAGGAUUACAUCCUCACCAUACCAUCCGAGCGCUAAUGGACAGGCGGAGUCAACCAAUAAAGUGAUUAUCCAUAACCUCAUAAAGAGUUUACAAGCUGUUAAAGGCAAAUGGCUCAAAGAGUUAUCGAGUGUGCUAUGGGCAUGCCAGACAAUGGAAAAAUCAAGCACGGGAGAAAUACCUUCCUCCCUUAUAUAUGGCAUGGAAGCUCUGAUACCGGUGGAAGUAGGGGAGCCAACUUUACGGAUUUCCCAAGAAAACGAAGAAGCAAACAAUGAGGCAAUGUUGGUGAAGCUGGAUUUGCUCGAUGAACACAUGGACUUGGUAUACGUAAGGAUGGUGGCCCAAAAGCAAAGAAUGGAAAGGUAUUAUAAUCGUAGGGCCAAUCUCCGCUACUUCAAUGUAGGAGACUUGGUUUUGAGAUAA
Molecule: messenger RNA, 681 nt
Organism: Nicotiana tabacum (common tobacco)
Lineage: Eukaryota; Viridiplantae; Streptophyta; Magnoliopsida; Solanales; Solanaceae
Biological process (GO): DNA integration
Molecular function (GO): nucleic acid binding
Source: RefSeq, a predicted model, not a curated record